This is a messenger RNA of Neurospora tetraspora, 3990 nucleotides long. RefSeq lists its product as uncharacterized. The annotation marks the transcript as partial. Gene Ontology annotation, biological process: transmembrane transport. Gene Ontology annotation, cellular component: membrane. The transcript has 3 exons. Lineage: Eukaryota; Fungi; Ascomycota; Sordariomycetes; Sordariales; Sordariaceae. The record is from RefSeq and is a predicted model, not a curated record.
AGCAAUCGCUACCACUACCACGACAGUCGCGACAAGCACCAGAUCAAUUACAACGACAUCUACAGCCCUUGCGACGACGUCAAAGAAGCAGCCAAGACAUUCGAUCGCAACUACAACUGCAACUGCAUCCACGACAGCAGCACCAACUACACGAUCAACAUCGGCGGCGGGGACGGCGGGGACGGGAAGAACGACAAGGACCAGGGCGAGGACAAGGACCAAGGCGGGAAAGAAAAGCGAAACACGAGGUUGCGCGACGCAUGUAGACAAUCGCCGCUGCACUGCUGUCUGUCAUCUUCAACCAUGCCGGUGGUUUAUCCCUUCGACCUUCGGUUUGCGCCAUCCGCAGCUCUUGCACCAGAUCGAACAUUGGAAUUGGAGGAUGGAAGCGUUCAAGUUCCGGGUCUUUGUCCAGGUUCCGCUGUCUGUGCCCACAUGCCAGCGGGCUGCUGCGUCGACUGCGCGGACAUGACAUCUCAGAAAAUGAUCCCCUCAGGCGCCUCAUCAUCUCGGACGGGACGCACGGACAAGGACGGCCCAAGGUCAAGCGCACGCAUAGCCCCUGGCUCACAUAGCCGCCUGCUGCUGCGGUUAUCUGGCAGGUUGAAAUGCCUCUUUCUCUUGGCUUUGCAGUUGCUCUGGGUACAAUCCGCUACGGCGGUUCUGAUCCCGUGGGUCAAUUGCCUGGACAAGUCCUACCAAAUGGACAAGCCGACACGUCUACAAUGGGUGCCUCUCUUUGUCGAUGCCUCGUUCGAUGAUCAGGACGACAGACACACGCUAAAGCUGACCAUGUGGGGGAAUGUGACGGGCGUGGCUUCUUCUGGAAACAUCACGCUUCCCCCGCCCGGCAGUCCGGACUGGAACGACACAUCCAAACAAGAUGGCAAGAUUGUCGGCGUGCCAGAACCGUUCUCGGCCAAUCCAAAGGUCACCACUCUUUUUACGAAUAUCAACGUUCUCACGUAUUCUGAGGCUACGGAACGCACCGACUUUUGCAACCAAUCUUUGAGGAACGCACACUGUCCUUUGGGUCCUGUCUGGGAGGUUAACAGCACGAAUCGGGAGCAUCUUCCCUAUGUGACCUACACCAAAGACUUCUAUUCAUCCUAUGCUUUCAGCUCCUUUGCCUCCAAGUUUUCCAUCGUUUACGGAGAUUCUGGAAACACCCAGAUUGGCUGUCUCACGGCUACCGUGACGCCUGACCUAGGAAAUCUGGGUUGGAUGCUCAAGUUCCUGCCCCUAAUAGUCCUGGUCUUCGUCGGAGUUGCCACCAUCUUCGCCGCCAUUUUUAGUCCGUGGGGCACCAGCGAUGUUUUCCACUGGACAUCCAACUACGGCCGUGACCCCGACCUGCUGCGUUUGGUUACGCCAGGGUUUGGAGAUUGCCUUCAGUACAUACAAUUCGUCGUGCUAACCGGCGGCCUAACCCUCAAUUAUCCGGGCUUUUACCAACCGAUCGUCAGCCAGGGCUCAUGGUCGGCACUAAUGUUUAAUCAGAGCUUUGUGAGCGACAGCCCUGGGUGGAUAAGCCUGCGAGAUGGCAUCUAUUUUACCGAGGGCAAGUACGGACUUGAACGACUUGCUCACUUGGUGGGAGUGGGGGAGGUCGAAGACAUCUGGGCCGGGAUGAUGGUGUGGCUAAUGGUCAUCAUCGGAGCCGUUUUUGUCCUUACCCAGGGAGCCUUCUUGGUCAAGUGGCUGUAUCGUUCCGUUAGGCAGGUUCCCGAGGAAGAUCUCCGACACAAGAACCUCCCAUUUACUCUGGGCAACGUGGUCAGACUUGUCUUGAACUACUUCCUGCUACCCAUCGUUGCUCUCUCGACCUUUCAACUGGUGGUAGCAACCCACUCGCCAGCUUACACAGUCGCACUGGCAGUUGUCACUUUGGUCCUCAUCAUUGGCUUUGCCGCAUGGCUGCUUCACCUUAUUGCUACCUCGAGGCCAAGGGCGUUUCUCUUCGAUGACCUCCCUACGGUGCUUCUUUAUGGGCCCCUUUACAACACUUACUCCGAUGAGGCGGCGGCCUUCGCACUUAUACCAGUUUUCCUGAGCUUUCUUCGAGGCAUUGCCAUCGGAGCUGUCCAGCCUGCUGGAGUAGCUCAGGUGGUCCUCCUCGCCAUCUGCGAGGUCAUUCAGAUACUGACCUUGCAUGCCUUUCGCCCUUUCCACUCUCCAACCUCGAUGAACGCCUACCACACCCUCUUCAGUGGGCUCCGUCUCGUCAGUAUACUCAUGAUGGUGGCCUUUGUACCGUCGCUAGAGGUUGAAGAAGGGCCAAAGGGCUGGGUCGGCUACGCAAUCCUUGUCGUCCAUGCCGGCGUUCUCGUUCUAGGAUUCUUCCUGAACGCAGUCCAAACCAUUGUCGAAGUUGUAGCGCGGCUGUUGGGGGCUGGUGGAGAUGAUGUUCGAGGGCAAUCGAGGGGUGGACUAUCCAAGAUCUUUGGCAUGCGACAGUUGUCACGCCGUAUGCCCAGGCGUGCGGGUGGCCCCAUCAGACACAGUCAACUCUCUAGCGCGGCGAUGCUCGACACGGACGAGACAUUCAAAACCGGUUAUGUUAUGAACGGAGGCCACAUACGGAGCGAGUCGGCAGGGAGCAUGGGGCUCAUGACGAAGCAUCGCCGUCAUAGCUCGUCUGGGCUUGAGGACGUCAGCCUCAACACGGCCGUUCGAAAUCUUGACCAUGGAUCGUUCACGCCGACCACACCUGGAGAGGCUAGUACGUUCUCGUUUGCGGCUUCUGCCCAACCUCAAGGACGAUCUCCUAGCGCAUUCGGCAUGCCGACUGUCGACCCCUACUUUAGACCACCUCGAAGGCGCACAACCAACGAAAGCGCGUACUCUCCCGAUGCCAAACCAGGUGGUUCGUGGACUAGCGCCGACUGGUCACAGAAACGCCUAAGCCAGUCAGGAGUACCGCUCAACGACACCGCGGAAUUUGAUCCUCAAAUGUCGAGAAGUGCCAACCCUGGUCCUUAUAUGAUCGCGUAUCCGCCAAGGACCGAUUACACCACUCGCGAAGUUGAUUACUAUUACGGUCUCAGAGGGGAAAGGCUCAACUCGGACGCGCCUAGCCGCAAGCUCGGAACCGGACCGGCCGACCCAACCGGGCCAAUGGCUUCGGCGGCUGGGUGGCUUCGGAACAUUCUCGGUAGAAGCAGCAAGGAAAAGGGCAAGGGCUUUGAAGUAGUGAGGAGUGCGCGUAUGCCACCAGCAAUGCGUACCGGAGCGGUCGACUACGAGGAUGAAUCGCCGCCCGAAGGAAUACCAGUGGCGAUGGGAGUUAUCCGUAAUGGGCCGAUUGAAUCCGACGAAGAGGAUAAUGUGCGACAGGCCAAUGCAGACCGGGACACAGCAGCUCGUACAGCAGCAGAAGCGGUGCCUCUUAGGGCAGCAGAGGGUACCAACGAUGAUGUGCGAGACGACACGGAAACAUACCACGACUCGGAAGGUUUGCCAACUGAGCCGGACCUCGCGACAGUUAGCCAGUCUAGUAGGGCUCAGACAGUUACCCGCCGCGGUAAUCGGACUUCGAACGAGGACAACGGCCCGUCUCCGCUUCUUUCGCCGCCGCGGAGAAGCUCCAAACGCAAUUCUUACCACCACACACGCAACGGCUCCGUUAGCAACACACCUCCCGCCCAGCCAGUUCUAGAAUCCGGUCCUCAACAACAAAACAGGCCCGCCUCGUCACUGGCGGUGUCUGCACGCCUUCCCUUCGAACGCACCAAUUCGCAAAAGAGACUGUCCAGCUCCUCGAUUGGUGUAAGCGAGGAUCUGAGUUCCGCUGACGCUUAUGGAGGAUCCAGAACGGGAUCAGGGUUGAAUGAAAGCUACGGAUUCGUGAACCAGGGGAACGUAAAUAGGGUCGAGCAGGGUCACGAGCCUGAUCUGUUAGGCAGUGUGGCGGAGGUUGGGAUAAUUGGCCGUGACAAUUCUCGGGGGAGCAGUCAAACGGGAAACACAUCAAGGUACUCAGGGCUAUGA